AUGUCACACAAGGUGGACGGGAAGCUGCUGUGCUGGCUAUGCAUGCUCUCUUACAAGCGCGUGCUCGCCAAGGCGAAGAAACACGACGACUUCUCGUUCGCGAAGCGGCCGGCGAGAGAGGGCGCCACCGGCAGUUCGACGACGCGAGAGAAGCCCUCGACGCUCUCUGCCGCCGCCCACAAGGCGAAGCAUCGCCGUGGCAACCAGGAGAAGUCCAGAGGUGAAGCGGGUCAGGCUGCAUCGAAAAAACCACGACUAGAGGCGACCAUACCAAGCAGCAGCAUGGACUCGUUCAUCGAUCCCAACAGUUCGGAGCAUCUGAUUGCGACGACGCAGCUGAAAGAACAGAUUACUGCGCUGAAACGACAGCUCGAUGCAAAGUCAAAGGAGCUGCUAGAGAGAGACAAGAAGGUGGGGAAGUUGAAGAAUCGUGAGAUGAACAAGUCGAACACGACGCUGCAGAAGCAACUGAAGGAGAAGCAGACGCUGGAACGACGAUCGACGAACAACGCGACGAAGAACAGCAGCGGUGGCGCCCUCUCUGCGGCCACGCUGAACAAUAGCGCAGACAGCGGCGGCAGCAACACGAACAGUCCGAUGAUGUCGUCGUGA
Priapulus caudatus is the source of this 612-nucleotide messenger RNA. Its product is annotated as protein FAM76A-like. The record is from RefSeq and is a predicted model, not a curated record. The coding region runs from base 1 to 612 and encodes 203 amino acids. Lineage: Eukaryota; Metazoa; Priapulida; Priapulimorpha; Priapulimorphida; Priapulidae. The transcript is spliced from 5 exons.